This is a messenger RNA of Laetiporus sulphureus 93-53, 1237 nucleotides long. RefSeq lists its product as uncharacterized. The record is from RefSeq and is a predicted model, not a curated record. Lineage: Eukaryota; Fungi; Basidiomycota; Agaricomycetes; Polyporales; Laetiporaceae. The coding region runs from base 365 to 1186 and encodes 273 amino acids. The transcript has 4 exons.
CCAUGAGCUGACAAACAACCAGAAUCGCUGAGGAAUACCAUCGGCCUUCACGAUCCCUCGUUCUCGUUGAGUGAGGCAUUCCGAUCAUCCUUGGUCCGCUCGAUCGUUCGCUACAGAGACUGACAUUGACAGCCGUGACCACGGUGACGAGACCAUCACUGUCAGCCUCCACGAAACAAGAUAUAAACCCCUCCGCUCCUGCUCUCCUCCCCAGAAAGAUCUUGCCUACCAUCGCCCAUCAUGCUCAUCCUAUCUGCCCUUCCUCUGCUCACUUACUUCUUGAUCGCUCUGGCUGGCAUCUACCAGAGCUACCAAGCGGCGUACACCCAGUUCAGGUACCCGUGUCUGGGUGGGCCGUCGAUGUAUGUCCAACCGACUCGACGGCGGACACGCUAUGAAAUCCGCACUGUGGUCUACUCAACGGCUGGCCGGCCGGGUGGACUACGUGCACACCGACGAUGGACCUUCCGUCAUCGCCGACGACCAUUCCUGGUACGCGAUCGUCACCGAGGCCGAGGUGCUUGACGAGCGCCUCGACUACGUCUAUCGUUCUCGACAACCCAAGGACGACGACACUCACCCCUCGACGACACUCGCGACGCCCACGGUCGAAUUCCUCACGUUCCCAUCAGCGGCUGCCGAAGAAGACGAGGACGACAUGGACCACAACGCAUGGCUACAGCCCAAUUGGUCCCAGUACAUGGAGCACCUUCAGCAACUACAGGAGCUCUACGUCGCCUCGACAGCUUUCCCAGCCGCCACUGUCGAUUCGGCAUCGAUGGUCAACAUAUCGACGUCGACAUCGACAUCCAUUGAUUCUACCCCAUCUGCUACGGCCCCACCUCUGUCAACCUCGGAAGGCAAGGUCGAACCGGAGGAGAAGACGCAAACGGGCUGGACAACACAUGACAGGUUUUUCUGGCUCGGAGCGGGUCUGGCGGUGCUUGUCAUCGUCAGCGUAGAGCUCGCGUGUUCGGAAGACAAUCCGGAAGCGAACUCCAAAGAAAAGGAGAAGAAGAAGCGCGAGGAAGAUGUCACGGAGUCAUCGUCGGACACGUCCAUAGACGGAGCGUUCUUACCGUCUACAACGUCUACAGCCAAGAGUAGUCGUUCUCUCGUCACCCGAUGCCAUUCAGCGACUCCUGCCCCCGAGACAUCGACACUCAUCGCCGACCCUUCUGGUUAAUUGAAUCGAUUUCUAUUGAAGAAGACAAAGCUGACGACCGCCGAAGGUAAU